Molecule: messenger RNA, 1827 nt
Organism: Ogataea angusta
Lineage: Eukaryota; Fungi; Ascomycota; Pichiomycetes; Pichiales; Pichiaceae
Exons: 1
Coding region: 1-1827 (608 amino acids)
Molecular function (GO): ATP hydrolysis activity; ATP binding
Source: RefSeq, a predicted model, not a curated record
AUGUCUACUGUUUCUGCUUCGAAAGCAAAAAGAGAGGCCAAGAAGGCUGCCAAGGCCGCCGAGGGAAAGCUCAAGACCAAGAAGCUGACAAAGAAGGAAAAGGAAAAGCUUGAGUCUGGCGGAGAUGCGUCUUCAGCUGCAGAUGAGAUCGAAAAGCUCAAGUUGCAACAGGACAAGGACGGAUUGAGUGACAGAGUUACCACUGGUGUGCUGGACUCCCUGGAGACCUCCAGAGAUAUCAAGAUGUCGUCUGUGUCUCUUCUUUUCCACGGUAAAGUGCUUUUGCAAGACUCCUCUUUGGAAUUGAACUAUGGUAGACGUUAUGGGUUGCUUGGAGAGAAUGGUUGCGGCAAGUCCACUUUCCUGAGAGCUCUGGCCGCCAGGGAGUAUCCAAUUCCAGAGCACAUCGAUGUUUAUUUAUUGAACGAGCCAGCCAAUGCUUCUGAGUACUCUGCCCUGGACUGGGUUGUGAGAGAGGCCGAGUCCGAGCUCGCUCGUUUGGAAAAAGAAGUCGAGGAUAUUAUUGUCAACGACGGACCAGAAUCGCCACUGUUGGAGCCACUGUACGAGAAGAUCGACGAGAUGGACCCAUCCACUUUCGAGGCCAGAGCCGCUGUCAUUCUCACAGGUCUGGGCUUCAACGCUCAGACAAUUAAAAAGAAGACCAAGGACAUGUCUGGUGGAUGGAGAAUGAGAGUUGCUCUUGCCAAGGCCCUGUUCGUCAAGCCUACGUUGCUGCUGUUGGACGACCCUACCGCCCACUUGGACCUGGAGGCCUGUGUGUGGUUGGAGGAGUAUCUGAAGCUUUUUGAUAAAACUUUGAUUCUUGUCUCGCACUCCGAGGACUUUUUGAACGGUGUUUGCACCAACAUGAUCGACAUGAGAAUGAAGAAAAUAACCCAGUACGGUGGUAACUACGACGCCUACGUUAAGACGAGAACCGAGCUGGAGACCAACCAAAUGAAACAAUACUACAAACAGCAAGAAGAAAUCCAGCACAUCAAGAAAUUCAUUGCUUCUGCAGGUACCUAUGCAAACCUGGUGAGACAGGCCAAGUCCAGACAGAAAAUCCUUGACAAGAUGGAAGCCGACGGUCUGAUCCAGCCAGUGGUUCCAGACAAGGUUUUCACGUUCAAGUUCCCAGAGGUGGAAAGACUUCCUCCACCGGUGCUUUCUUUCGAUGACAUCUCGUUCGCUUACGACGGCAACCCAGAACAUUACCUGUACAAGGACCUUUCGUUCGGAGUCGACAUGGACUCGAGAAUCGCACUGGUCGGACCAAACGGUGUGGGUAAGUCCACGCUGUUGAAGCUUAUGACGGGUGAGCUUCAGCCCCAGAAGGGAAGAGUGUCCAAGCACACCCACUUGAAGAUCGGUGUGUAUUCGCAGCACUCUGCUGACCAGCUCGACCUCACCAAAACGCCUUUGGAGUUUGUCAGAGAUAAAUUUUCGCACAUUUCCCAGGACUUCCAGUACUGGAGAGGCCAACUGGGAAGAUUUGGUUUGACCGGUGAAGGUCAAACCUCGCAGAUGGCUACCUUGUCCGAGGGACAGAGAUCCAGAGUGGUGUUUGCUCUGUUGGCCCUCGAACAUCCUAAUGUUUUGUUGCUGGACGAGCCUACCAACGGUUUGGACAUCCCAACAAUCGAUUCUCUGGCCGAGGCCAUCAACAGCUUCAACGGAGGUGUUUGUGUCGUGUCCCACGAUUUCAGGUUGCUGGACAAAAUUGCAAAGGAUAUCUACGUUGUUGAGAACCAAACGGCUACCAGAUGGGAUGGUACUAUCGGGCAAUAUAAGGCCAAGCUGGCCAAGAAUAUUGUGCUGUAA